Paraglomus brasilianum is the source of this 2040-nucleotide messenger RNA. Lineage: Eukaryota; Fungi; Glomeromycota; Glomeromycetes; Paraglomerales; Paraglomeraceae. The record is from the annotation of a GenBank genome assembly.
AUGAAGAGAAAACCCAAACGUCGCCUAUCCACAACGGACUCACACGCUUCUUCUAGCACUUCUACUUAUACGCACCCAAUUUCCAGUAACAUUAGCUCUUCUUCUUUGCCUCUUCACAAACGUUUUCGAAGACACGCCACACGAGGGACACCCGUUCAUGCACCAUUCGUAAGUGAUCCUGCGUGUAUAGAUCAUUCAGACGCAUUUGACGACAACGACGACGACACAGAAGUUUAUAGAAAGCACAGAAACAGCAUGAAUGAUACAGUCAGUGUAUCUUGCGGAAGCGAGAAAGAGAAUAAAGAAAAUAAAGAACGAAUGGAUUGUAAAGAAUGUAGGGAAAAAGAGGAUAAUACAAAAGAUCUUGAUAAAGAGUCAUGUAAAGCGAAUGUAGUAGGGAAAGAGAGAGAGAAAGAUAGAGACAAAGAAAGGGUCAAAGAGAAAGGCAAAGAUGCGAAAAUCCGAGGUAGAGAUCGCGAAAGAGAAGCAACACAAGAUCGAAGCGAGCAUGCUUCGAUGCUGCGGGCAGCGCAGGAAGAAAUAUUGGAAUUGAAAAAAGAGAUUAAAAGAUUACAGGCAGAAGUAUCGUUUAAAGAUCAAGUGAUCGAAAGUUUACACGCUCAGAGCAAGAAGCCUAAACCUGGCUUGACGUGUGUAAUCUGUGUUGAGUAUAUGAGUAAUCCGUGCACAAUAUCCUGUGGACAUACAUUCUGUUAUGAAUGUUUAUACGAUUGGCUGAAAAUCCGACGCGAAUGUCCAACCUGUAGGAAGAAAAUAUCUCAACGGCCGACACUUUCUUUCGUUGUAAAAGAACAAGUAGAAACUUACGUCGAGCAACUGGCUCCUGAUGAACGCGAAUCCGCUAAGGCUCGCUUACGUGAUAAGGAGGCUUCGCUGAAAGAACAGAGUGAUCCCUGGAGUGAGGUAUUUGGAGGUCACACGGUAGCAGUCAUUGUGGAUGAUGCUGAUGGAGUAAGUAUAGAAGUAUUGGAUGAAAGAAUAUGGAGAGACAGAUCACAGAUUAAUAAUCCGGUAGAGGAAUAUUCAUUUGAGGAAAAGACGUCAUUUCAUAAAUACGAUGUUCAAGGUGCGCUUGGGAAGGCAAGUUUCUCAGUGACUGGAUUGGUAAUCGGUAAUGUGUGUGUACAUUGUGGGGUUGACUACCGUGAGCGCACAUACCGAUUAGAUGAAAGCGACCAUGACCUAGGCCUUGACAGUGAUGAAUUCGACGACGACGAUGAUGACGAUAGUGACGGACAUCUCUUGUACUUCUAUGAGAGAAAUUCCUUCAGCGGCGGACGGGACAUCGACUCCUAUUCGGAGAACGACAGCAUCCCGGAUAUCUUAUCAGCCCGGGAAUCGGAUCCAUACGAGACAGAUUCGACGGAUCGAUCGUAUACAAACUCUGAUACGCAUAGUUUUAUACAACAGCAAUUACGGACACUAUGGACUCAGGAAUCACAGAUAGAACCUAUAUAUGUAAAUACAUCUUCGCAGAGCUCAAACAGAGGACAUCGUCGUGUGCCUUUAGCAACGUCAACAAGGAAUUCAUCCAGGCGUCAAGAUAACGAGGAUACUCCUCGUGGGAGCGAAUCGUCUGAUGGAUACCAUCCGUCUUCGAAUUAUUCUAUCGUUUCAGAUGAUACUUCAGACGCACCUCGCACUCAUCUAGCUCUUUCUCAAGGCACACAAUAUCGUUUAAGAUCUCCGAUACUAGCAGCAACUAUUCGUGGAUCACCGGGAUCAUCUCACGAUGAUAUACAUUCUGAUAGUUUGAUAUCGGAUGAUGCUGACGAUGAUACCUCUUCCAGUUCAUCGGAUGACGAUAUUAGCUAUGAAAGCGGGCGACACUCGUUGUCUACUCUGGUCAGUGAUGAUGCAGAAGAUUUUGAUAUACGCCGUCAACUACGCAGUAUUGGAGCAGGACAAGUUCGACCAUAUGUGAGCGGAGAAAAUUAUACAUCCGCUACUCGAAGCGGGGAAAGUUAUACAUCCGCUACUCGAAGCGGAGAUAGGAGGAGAUGGAUGGCAAGAGGAUGA